AUGAAUAAGAAAAGAUACUUUCUGGAUCCUCCAGAGAUCAAAGACUACCUGGUCAAAGGAGAAAGGUUUACCAAGUGGUCAGAGGACUCAACGAAAACCGUUCCUGUCACCAUGAAGAUGGAUCCAAAAGGGUUUUUUGUCUACUGGAUUAACCAAAGCAAGGAGACAACAUUCCUGGAUGUUGCUACCAUCAGAGAUACCAGAAUAGGAAAAUAUGCAAAACUUCCCAAACACCCAAAGGUCCGAAAUGUGUUUAAUUUGGAUUUCCCGGACAGCAACCAUCUCGCCAAAACCCUGACUAUCGUCUCGGGUCCAGACACGGUGAACCUGACCUAUCAUAACUUCUUUGCCUCAAAGGAAAAAGUGACACAGAACUGGGCGGACGACAUUCUUGCGAUCACCUACAACGCUGCAAGAAACAACGCGUGCAGGCAGGUCUUCCUGGAUAAAAUAUACGUCCGGCUUUCUCUUCAGACCAACAAAGAUGGGAAGAUCCCAGUGAAACAUAUUUACAAGAUGUUCCCUGCGGAUAAGAAGAGGGUAGAAAGUGCUUUGGCAGCAGCACAGCUCCCCAAAGGAAAGUAUGACACCAUUAAGCCUGAUGUCUUCACUGAGACUGCCUUCAGGAGCUUUAUGACACACCUCUGUCCUCGGCCUGAGAUCUAUGAGAUCUUCACUUCCUACUCCACCAAACCCACCAUGACAAAGGAGAAUUUCACCAAGUUCCUCAACGAGAAGCAGAGAGACUCUCGGCUCAAUGAGGAACUGUUUCCGCGUCUCCGGCAAGAUCAGAUCAAGGCACUGAUUGACAAGUAUGAACCCCUGUCCAAUAAUUCUAACAGAGGUUUGAUUUCUCCAGAAGGUCUUUUAUUCUACUUGAUGGGUCCAGAGACAACAGUGGUCAUGCAAGACAGUCUGGCCAAGUCUCAAGACAUGACCCAACCCAUACCUCACUACUUCGUCAAGUCGUCACACAACACAUACCUAACAGCUGGUCAGUUCUCGGGCGUGUCCUCCCCAGAGAUGUACCGCCAGUGUCUGCUCGCCGGCUGCCGCUGCCUUGAGCUGGACUGCUGGAAGGGUAAACCUCCAGAUGAAGAGCCCAUCAUUACUCACGGCUUCACCAUGACCACUGAGAUCCUGUUCAAGGACGUGAUAGAGGCUAUUGCAGAGAGCGCCUUCAAGACCUCACAGUACCCCGUUAUCCUCUCCUUCGAGAACCACGUUGACUCGGUGAAACAGCAGGAGAAGAUGGCCAACUACUGCAAAACCAUAUUUGGUGAUGCCCUGUUAACAGAGCCACUGGACAAAUACCCUCUGAAGCCGGGCCAGCAGAUCCCCAGCCCAUCUGAGCUCCUGGGUAAGAUCCUCAUCAAGAACAAGAAGGGCAGCCAUGAGAAACCGGCCCAGAAUAAGAAAACUGCCGCAGCCGCCGCUGACCAGACCGCAGCCGCAGCUACGAAUGCCCAGGCCCCGAACGCCACUUCCCAGGAUGAGGCCAACCCAGCAGCAACCACCCCGGAGAACCAAGCAGAACCGGAAGCAACUGUGGAGGAAAAUGAGGAGCAAGAAGACACAGAGGAACAGGAUGAGGAGAAAAUGAAGACAUCAGAUGAGACUGUCUACCUAAGAUAUAAUAAGAGGCAGAUGAGCAGGAUUUACCCCAAAGGAACAAGAAUGGACUCCUCCAACUACAAUCCCCAACCUUUUUGGAACGUUGGUUGCCAGAUGGUGGCGCUCAACUACCAGACGAUGGAUUUCCCCAUGCAGCUCAACAUGGCCCUGUUUGAAUUCAAUGGCCGAACGGGCUACCUCCUCAAGCACGAUGUGAUGCGUCGCAAUGACAAGAAGUUUGACCCUUUCUGUGACAGGAUUGACACCGUUGUGGCGAGCACACUGACCAUCAAGAUCUAUUCGGGGCAGUUUCUGGCUGACAAGAAUGUAAAAACAGGGGUUGAGGUGGAAGUGAUUGGGCUGCCAGGAGACCCUAAGAAGAAAUAUCGCACCAAGUGGUCCACGACACCCAACGCCAUUAAUCCAGUGUGGAAUGAAGAGCCAUUUGUUUUUGAGAAGAUCUUGCUGCCAGAAUUGGCAUCUUUAAGAAUCGUUGUCCACGAAGAGAAUGGCAAAUUCGUGGGACACAGAAUCAUCCCUCUUGAUGCCAUCCAGUCAGGCUUCCACCACAUCUGCCUGCGCAGUGAGAGCAACAUGCCCCUCACUCUGCCUGCUCUCUUUGUGUACAUUGAGGUCAAGGACUACAUCCCUGCUGCCUUUGCGGAUUUCACAGAUGCCUUAUUUAAUCCAACAAAAGGCACAGAGAAGACCACAAAGCCUCCCAAACAGUCAUCUUCUGACUAUGUGUCUCCCUAUGAGUUGCCUCUUGGAGCCCAACCUCCCGCAGAUCAAGCUAAAGAAAACGAAGCCCCUGCUGCAGAAAAAGCUGCAUCCGAACCUACACCGCCCGCUGACGCCACUGACCAGUCUCCACCAGCAGCUGGUGCAGAAGAAGCUAAAAAGGAGGAAGAAAGCAAGGCAGAGACCCCUCAAACUCUCGAUAAAGACCCAGCCGAUGCAGCACCAGACACAGGAAGCUCCACAUCUGAAACCCUUCCUGAAGCCUCUCCUUCACCCGAGGAGACCAAAGCAAGCCCGGAGCCUGAAGCGGCUCCUGAAGCCAAAGAAGAACCGAGCACCGAGUCUUGCACAAACCCCGAACCUACAUCUGAUAAAAAAGAGGAAGCCAGUGCAGCAGCAGAACCUGCUGAAGCGCCUUCUGCUGCGGCCGUUCCCUCUCCAACAGUUACAACCACCGAGUCUGCAGGAUCAGGUGACUCAUCUCAGCCGCAGACAGGCAGUGAAGAGCCUUCGACUGUGAGUACUGAAGAACUGACACAGCACAAGAGCUAUCAGAAGGUCAUCAAGCGUCAGGAGAAAGACAUAAAAGAAUUAGAAAAGAAGUAUCAGAAAAAAGGCGAGGAUCUGAUUCAGAAAUACUCCGACUCUUUCAAGGCCCUCAAGAAGAAGGUUUCAGUGAAGAAAAAAGAGGGAGGUGACAACACCCCUGAGUCCAAAGGGAAGACAGAGCGGGUGCAGGAGCUGAAGGAAAAAAUGACGUCUGAAAUAAAAACACUGUUUGCUGAGCAGUAUGAUCAGAUGAAGAAGAAGAAGGAGCAGUGUGCAACAGAGAGACUAGCCAAACUGUUGGAGAUGGCCAUGGAGAAGCACACCAUUGAACUGAAAACCCUGGAGAGCGAAACCAAAGAAAACAAGAAAAAAGCCAACAUGAAAUGUUCGUCCACAGACAAAGCAAAGCUGAAAAAGGCAAUGAGCACUGAGAUGCUGGAUGAAGCGAGUCAGUCGAAUGCUGCCUCUUCAGAUUACAGUCCACAGCAAGAGGCUCUGAUGAAGAAACAGGCUGCUACACUGGAAGAAAUCAAGACCUUGACCAAUCAGCUCAAUCAAGAGGCCCUGAAGGAGCACGAUCAGAAAACAAGAUCGCUGGCACGAGAAGUGCGAGAGGCCGUUAAUGUAUGUGUGGGGGCGCACUUCCCUGAGUUGGUCGACGAGGUCGACAAGAGUGGGGGGGGAGUGGGCUUCUAUGGAGAUGUCUUCCUAGGUUAGAUGUGCCUUUUGAUUACCUCUCUGUGUAACUCUGCUAUAAAUGUUUUGUUGUUUUUUUUUUUACUUUUAUAUCUGCUUUCAAACUGUUACAUAACCUAUAAUCAGGGUGCGGAUAUGAAAUCGUAGAAGAUUGCUUAAUGAGAGGUUCUCAGAGUGAGGUUGCAAUUUAGUUGUGCUAAUUCAUAGGUGGGUGUAUACUUUAGGGAGCUGAUAAUGAUGUUUUCACAAAUGUCCAGGUACUCCAAAAUUAGAUGAUUUUGAAAAGAUUUUUUUUAGUUUCUAUUUAACUCUUUAUUUCUGUUUCUUUUCACCAUUGAAAAAACCCCCCACCCUAAAUUAGGCGACAAAGUGACAAAUAUCUUGCAGAUGUGGGUUCUGUAGCUCUAAAAGCCUUAGAGAGGUGCUUGUGGUCUCCUUUCUGUUCUCUUAAGUUAAAAAUGGGACUAAAUGUAGAUGCAAAAAUGGGUUAUCAGAGUCUGCAGGGCUGAACGAGACAAUGGCACAUCAGUUUGCAUAUGUGAUAAGUGCUCGCUUGGACUCUGUGAUGUAGCCACUACAUAUGUUUUGCAAAAUUUAAAAAAAAAACAAAGGUAAAUUUGCUUUGUAACAAGUUUGAAGCUCCUGUGACAUCAAUUCCACGUAUACGGCACAUCCUGUAUUGCAUGUAAAGCAUGAAAGUUUGGAAAAUGUAGACGAUUGCUUAUAAUGUGGCUCAACCUAUUUUUAGUGUACUCUUUGGAUUUUCUCCUAUUCUAUUCCUGUGAUGAAUUGAUGAUUA
Neolamprologus brichardi is the source of this 4399-nucleotide messenger RNA. Lineage: Eukaryota; Metazoa; Chordata; Actinopteri; Cichliformes; Cichlidae. The record is from RefSeq and is a predicted model, not a curated record.